Molecule: messenger RNA, 2808 nt
Organism: Castor canadensis (American beaver)
Lineage: Eukaryota; Metazoa; Chordata; Mammalia; Rodentia; Castoridae
Gene: Fxn
Product: frataxin
Biological process (GO): intracellular iron ion homeostasis; iron incorporation into metallo-sulfur cluster
Cellular component (GO): mitochondrion
Molecular function (GO): ferroxidase activity; ferrous iron binding; ferric iron binding
Source: RefSeq, a predicted model, not a curated record
GUUUUAUUUUCCAGCAGAAGGAAUGCAGAGCAGGGGGCACCUCAUGGAUGUCACCAACUGUGCUGCUCUUGCCCCCAAAACCCUCUAGGCAGAAGGCUCCGCUUGCAGUUAGCCGACUCCUUGAAUCCACAGGUUCUCAGCGCAGUGACAACCCCAGCCAUUGUGCAGGGCCAAGCAGACUCCCUCUCAAAUAUGCCCAGGAAACAGAGCUGCCAAAGUGUGAGAACCCUGCUGGCGCUGGACUACAUCCACGAAUCAAAUGACCAGACCCACCGUCAGCCAUCCCUCAUCUGAUCAAACCUCAGCCAGGUAAUCCCAGUCCCCCAGUGACAGAGAGAUUCAAAGAUUCGCCUGCUGGAGAUCUCAACGUGGAAGUCCCCUAAAAGCAGGACUUGUGCUUGUUUUGUUCAUCAGCACGGAAGUGAGCAGUGACACUUCAGUAUAUGUUUGCUGAGUGAAUAAACUGAGGUCGGGGUGGUGUUUCACCUUCAUGAUGCUGCCCGAGGGGUGAACUCCAGGAUCGGUCCAAAGCAGACUUCCUAGUUGCACCCACAAUGUCAGGCGGUUUUCCUGCAGUCUCCCUCUGGCUGUUUUCCCACAGCAGGUAGGGGCCCUGAAGCUGGGGGCCAGGCCGGGGCGCCUGCGGCCCGUGGCCACCAGGUGUCGCCGCCGCGUCCCGGUGCGGGGCGGGGACGGAGCGGCCGCAGACCCGGCGCAGCAUGUGGACGCUCGCGUGCCGCGCAGCCGCCGGCCUGCUGCCCCGCACGGCGUCCCCGGGCCCGGCCCGCGCCUGCUUCUGGACUCCGCGUCACAGGAAGCCAGCCGGACCGUGCGACCGCCGGGGUCUCCAAGUCGGAACCGCCGCGGCCUGCGAGCGCCCCCACGCCAGUUUGAACCUCCACUACCUCAACCGGAUUCUGGAUGUCAAACAGCAGAAUGUCUAUUUGAUGCAUUUGAGGAACUCAGGAACUUUGGGUGAUCCAAGCUCUCUAGAUGAGACCACCUAUGAAAGACUAGCAGAGGAGACGCUGGACUCCUUGGCUGAGUUUUUUGAAGACCUCGCAGACAAGCCCUACACAUCAAAGGACUACGAUGUCUCCUUUGGGAGUGGUGUGCUAACGAUUAAGUUGGGCGGAGAUCUAGGAACCUAUGUGAUCAACAAGCAGACCCCAAACAAGCAAAUCUGGUUGUCUUCUCCCUCCAGUGGACCCAAGCGCUACGACUGGACGGGGAAAAACUGGGUAUACUCCCACGAUGGCAUGUGCCUCCAUGAGCUGCUGGCCCGGGAGCUGACUGAAGCCUUAAAAACUAAAUUGGACUUGUCUUCCUUGGCCUAUUCCGGAAAAGCCGCUUGAUGCCCCACCAAACUUUAAAGACAUUAAAAGCUGUCAGGCCAAGACCCAGCUUCCUUCUCAGCCGUGUCUGGGUUUUUUUCCAUUCCUGCUUAAGAACAGUUGCAUUGUGUGUAACAGCUCUGUGAAAGAAUGUGUCACCUCCUACCCUGCCUCUGGGAUCUGAGUUUUCUUUCUUUUUUUUGAUUAUUUUGAUUUCUUCCCGAACAUGAGACCCCUUGCAUCUUGUAAUAUCUUAUACUCAUAGCUUAUGAUCAUUAUACAAAUACAAAAAGAAAAAGAAGGACAAGUUCCAGGAGGAGAAACGAAUUAGCUUCACUCUUCAUUCUUUGAAGGGUUUACUGUGAAAGUCACAUGAAGAGCAGCUGGCCGAUCUCACCAUUCUGUCUGAAAAUGAAACCUGCUAAAGAGUAGCUUAUAAACGUCCCUAAGCUUCUUUCAGAGUCUAUACACUAACAAGUUCUUUCCCAUUGAAGUGUCAAAAGGAAGAAACUGAGGACUAUCCCCUUUGUGGUUUGUGGCUGCCAGGAUGUAGCCUGAACUGGAUGAGCCAGGAGGCCUGGUGCUGUUGCUUUCAAAUACUCAUAUGUACUGCACUCAUGUGCACAUGUGUAUACACAUACAUACAUAUAUGUUUUCUAAUUGAAAUGUCGUUACAGAAUAAGCUGUAGCAGUAUAGUAUUCCUGAAAAUACACUCAGGAAAAAAUAAAAACCCAGACACAAGAACCUCAUCCAUGGGGAUGAGGAGGAACUUGGUAAAUGUGAAGAGACAGAUGUGAAAGAGACUCAUUCAUAAGGACAGCCCUGGCCCCAGAUUUGCUUCAAGCCCUUGUGGACGGGGUUCACAAACUCCCUGCCUUGCCUCCCUGUGUGUUUAGGAGAGGAUGGAAGGCAAUUGACUUCCAGCAGGUAGAGCCUGUCAGGCAGCCCAGCAGGCUGAAUCAGCUUAGCUCUGAUUCCCACCGGGUAGGUGAGGAGGCAAAAGUGAACAAGUCUUUAUGCUGCAUAGCAAGUACAUGGGUAUUGGUGUUGCUCUAUUGGAAUUUCAACUAAAUUCAUGUUAUGUAACACCUGUCCACUAUUACAUCCUUACAAGUGGUAAGCCUGUUAUACCAUCUUAGUGUGUUAAUUUACACAGGAAGCAGCAAGGCUCCAAAAUACCAAAACUGACUUAAAGUUAUCUUCAUGUUCUCUUAUUUUCUUACUCAAGAAAGAUAUAGGGACUUGGGGUACAGCACACUUGCCUAGCAUGGUAGGCCCUGGGUUCAGUCCCCAGCACCAUACACACACACACACACUCACAAACUCACACGCACAGAAAAGAUUUAUUAGUGACAAGUCUAUGCAAAUGUGUAGCAAAGGCUUUUGCAGUGAGUGAACCACACAUUCCAUUAUAGAAAAAAAAACAAUAGAACAGUAUAAACAAAUGCUAAGUGGGUAUUUAAGAUAUUUCCU